UUUAAUAUCAUGUGUGUCGACUUCAGCAGCUCAUUAACUCUGAAGUGAGCGGUUCAUCCUGAGGGGAGCAUGAACGUCUCUGGGUCCCUGACACGUUUCAGUGUGAUGGACGCUAACGUGGCUCCUCCUCCUCUCUGUGUGAGCGCCUCCUCUGGUCAGUGACAUGAGCCAGUGUAGGAACAGUUCAGGCCUUUUGGACCCAUGACUGCACAAUCAGUGUGACUGCUGCACUCACAGCUAGCUUAGCUUAGCUUAGCUUAGCAUAGUUUGGCCUACAGACUGGCAGAAGGGGGAACAGCUGGCUGGUCUCUGUCGUAUCCCCACACCUGUCAACAGACUCCAGAUCAGACAUUAACGCUCUGUUUUGAGGUUUGGAGUGUGUUGGCUCAGACUAAUAUCUGCAGUGUGUGAUAAUAACAAAGCGUGUUGUUGUUUUAUUAAAGAUCAGACAUGAUAUGAAGGAGCUGUCAGUGUCGCUGCAGCUGCUCGCCUGCUUUAUUACAACACGGACACGUGAAGCCGGAUCAGAACCGCCACACAGCUGGAGACAGUCUGCUGCUCUCAGCUCUCCUCUUCAGUCCUCAGCUGAAGUUGUUGACAUCUGUGUCUGCCUGCUGCCAGUCGCUUUCUUCUCUGAUGAUCGCUCCAACGGUGAGCAGGUGGAGCGCCCUGUACGGCGCCGGCCGGAGACCAAUUCCAAUUCCAAUCGAGAAUCAACACCAGCGUGUUCCACACCUGACUGCACCACACCUGAGACUGGAGGAUGCAGUAACAGAGCUCAGAGGCGUCUGUCCUCACAGGACAGACAGGCGGACAGACAGCGAGACACAGAAACAGACAGACAGAUGAACUCAGACGGCUUCAACAGGACUAAAGCUCCAGAGAUGGCGAGCUGCGUGCGGUCUGGCGACUGUGCGGCCGGUCUGUGCUGCGUCCGGUAUCUGACCGGUAAGCGGUGUCAGAGGAUCCCGGUGGAGGGCGAGGCCUGUCUGCUGCGAGGCUCCAGCAAACUGAGGAGGAAGCUGGGACGCUGCGACUGCGAGGCGGGGCUGACCUGUGUCGCCGUCAACCGGCCGGAGUCGGGAAAAGCCAAAGGUCAAGGUGUGUGUCAGCCCCGCCAGGGACAGGCCGAGAGGACAACACGGCAUUCUGGGAAGAAGAGGAGGACAGCAGAGAGCAGCUGCUGACAGAUUCAUUAUAAACUCUGUAGUAUUUGGACACAUUUAAUUUAAACUCAGCUCAGUUUGUAGAAAAAUGUUGUUUCAUAACCGUCUCAUGGUCGAGGCUCAGGUUACAUCAUCACCUCUGGCGGCCAUGUUGGACGCCCCGAUUGUUACUGUUAGCUUGUGUUAGCUCACAAGCGUCAACUCAGCGGAUGGUCAGACUGUCACAUCACAGCUGAGACGCUGAGAGUCCGACGGCCUCCACGAGUUACGAUAUUUCUCCAUUAAUGUUAUUUUAGAAAACAAACAGUGUGAAUGUAGACCUGUAUCAUAUAAUAAAGAGUGCACAUGAUGUUCUGACUGCUGGUUCCUCAUUCUGUUGGUCUGAUUAGUCAAAUACACUGUACAGUUAUAAUAACAAUCAUAAUAAUGUGAGAAUGUUAGUGUAAAACGUCCAAAUUAACUAUUUUAAAUUUACUAAAAUAAUCAGCAGCAUGUGAAACACAUCGGUUUAAUGUUGUGUGAUCAGUCAUUAAAAACCUUAAUGAUCAGCUUCUGUGGGACGUGUUUACAAAUCAGCUGAGGAGAGGAGGA
Molecule: messenger RNA, 1757 nt
Organism: Acanthopagrus latus (yellowfin seabream)
Lineage: Eukaryota; Metazoa; Chordata; Actinopteri; Spariformes; Sparidae
Exons: 4
Coding region: 456-1187 (243 amino acids)
Source: RefSeq, a predicted model, not a curated record